GUUCGUGAUUUCUCAUUUCCUUAACGGAAAGCUUAAGGCUUUAAUCAUUAUAUCUCUUCUUCUACCUAUACACGACUCUGAAUUAUCAUCUUCUCCUGCUAGCUCCUGAUUUCUUCUCUCCUGAGCUUGAAGGACAAUGAUUCAGCUAAAGGUUUACGCGGGUCUGAGUACUCUCGCGACAUUGGUUGUGAUAUAUCAUGCUUUUAGUAGCAGAGGUCAAUUUUACCCAGCGACUGUGUAUCUAUCAACGUCUAAGAUCAAUUUGGGUUUGCAUUGGAUGGCUCAAAAGAGAGUGGAGUAUAUUGAGACUACUCCUUCUGUGACUUUGCUCUCUCAUGUCCGUAUAGUUUCUUUUAUGGUUUUCCUCCUUAUCUUAGAUUGUCUCCUUACGUAUAGUUCUAUACAGCAAUUGAUUCAGUCACGUAAAGCUUCAAUGUCAGUCUUCUUCACGUUUGAGUAAGUGUCUUUUACCUCUUACUUAUUUUCAUGGAAUCAAACUUUUUUUGUUGGGUUGAUGUUACUAAGACGGGCUAGGAUUCUUAUAGAGUUGAAAAUUUAUGAAGGAUAUACGCGCAUUUACAUGUUUUCAGAGCGUUAGGUUGUUUUGGCUGCCAAGAAUUUGGGCUGAAUUUUGAAAUGUUUGAAAGUUUUUGCACCUGCCAAAACUUGUGAAUUUGACGUAGCUGAGUUACAUAGGAGAAGGAUCUCUAAUAAAUCAUCUUUCAGGAUUUUAUUUGGUCUACGAUAACUGACCUUUCGGUUUAGAUAUCAUUGUAGCCCUAUAUUUGGAUAGCUAGUAUGUUUUAAAUCUCUAUAUACAAGUAAAAAUAUGGGAACUAUUACUAUUGUGAAUAAUAACUCUGAUGUUUGUUUGAGCUCUUUUGGUGUCAGGAAGAACUAACUAUAUGGGAAACUAUUGUGAAUGUGUUUUUCUAUGAACCUUACUUAAAGGCCUCUUAGAUACUGUUUUAGUUUCUAGGAUCCUGUUUAAUUAUCCUCCUAGUUUAAAGCUUAUGCCAGCUAUCAAACACAAAAGAUACAUGAAACAUCUGUCGAAAAUAGCUGAAUAUAUGGGGGAAGGGCUCAGGUAUAUGAUUCUGGCAACAACAACUGUUUCUAUUAUUGUGAAGUAUGCCUUCUAUGUCACUGAUAUGCUCAAGGAAGGUCAAUGGGAAGGAAAACCAGUAUACACUUUCUAUCUGGAGCUUGUUCGUGACUUGCUUCACUUGUCCAUGUAUCUUUGCUUCUUCCUGAUGAUAUUCAUGAACUAUGGCCUUCCCUUGCAUCUAAUACGGGAGCUCUACGAAACGUUCAGAAACUUCAAGAUUCGUGUGACUGAUUACCUUCGAUAUCGGAAAAUCACUUCCAAUAUGAAUGAUCGGUUUCCUGAUGCAACUCCUGAAGAACUUAGUUCAAAUGAUGCCACUUGUAUCAUAUGUCGUGAAGAAAUGACCUCAGCGAAGAAAUUAGUAUGUGGCCAUCUAUUUCAUGUACAUUGUCUUCGGUCAUGGUUGGAACGACAGAACACAUGUCCCACUUGCAGAGCACUGGUUGUCCCAGCUGAGAAUGCUACAUCAACAGCUUCUGGAAACCGUGGGCCACACCAAGAAUCCCUGCAGCAAGGAACCGGUACUUCAAGUUCUGAUGGUCAGGGUUCUUCUGUUUCUGCUGCUGCCAGUGAGAAUAUGAGCAGGCACGAGGCUAGGUUUCAAGCCGCUGCUUCUGCAGCCUCUAUAUAUGGGAGAUCCAUUGUUUAUCCAUCUUCUGCAAACACACUAGUAUGGUAUGUUUGAAAGCUAUACCCAAAUAAAUAACACAUAGCUUGCAUAACAAAUAUAUUCAGACAUGAUCACUGUAGCUUAAGUAAGCUAUUAUGGUGCCAGUUUCUCUCACAUGUCUUUCUUUCCACCUGAACAUAUCCAUGUGAUGGAUGUCCUGCAUAUGUCAUGUCUCAAGGUAAUUCAUUACUUCCUCAGACGGAGGUAGAAGCUCAAAGAAGAUUUCUUGAGUCCCAAAUCGAGGUGUUAACGAACCAACUUCGGCUUUUGGAGAAACCGACAACUGUAGAUACGAAAGGAAAGUCCGUUGCGGAUACUGCAUAGUGGUGAACCAUUAACGCAAAUGUGGUGGUCUCAUCAGAGGUCAUUUGCGUAAACAAAAAACAAAAUGUGGUAAAGAAGAGUUAGGAUUUCGGAGUAAAGAGAGAAGUAAGAGUAAACUUCAGAUUGUGUGAAUGGUUUUGCUAUAGAGAGGAUUUGAAAAUGUAAAUGUUGGGUGUCUCAUAGAAGCUUGGAACUUAAAAGUAGCAAACUGGUCUUCUGUUUACCUUACCACACUUGUCUCUCUAUCUAUAAUAGUUUUUCUUUAAGUUUG
Arabidopsis thaliana (thale cress) is the source of this 2373-nucleotide messenger RNA. It is a transcript of the gene Hrd1B, whose product is annotated as RING/U-box superfamily protein. Gene Ontology annotation, biological process: protein ubiquitination; ERAD pathway. NCBI's taxonomy places the organism in Eukaryota, Viridiplantae, Streptophyta, Magnoliopsida, Brassicales, Brassicaceae. The record is from RefSeq and is marked reviewed. The transcript is spliced from 9 exons. Bases 1014 to 1793 code for a protein of 259 amino acids. Gene Ontology annotation, cellular component: endoplasmic reticulum membrane. Gene Ontology annotation, molecular function: ubiquitin protein ligase activity.